Molecule: messenger RNA, 1561 nt
Organism: Coregonus clupeaformis (lake whitefish)
Lineage: Eukaryota; Metazoa; Chordata; Actinopteri; Salmoniformes; Salmonidae
Gene: yju2
Product: YJU2 splicing factor homolog
Exons: 8
Coding region: 127-1146 (339 amino acids)
Biological process (GO): mRNA splicing, via spliceosome
Cellular component (GO): U2-type catalytic step 1 spliceosome
Source: RefSeq, a predicted model, not a curated record
GCGGAAGUGAUUCUCUGCUCUUCUCAAACAUCGCAUUAACGGCAAACUAGGGAGCUAUUUAGCUAACAUUAUCACAGUUUAUCCUUCCAUUUCGUCGCUAAAGUUAACGUUUAUUUCCAAUUAAGAAUGUCAGAAAGAAAAGUUUUAAACAAAUACUACCCGCCAGACUUCGACCCAGCUAAAAUCCCCAAACUCAAGCUCCCUAAAGACAGGCAGUAUGUGGUCCGGCUGAUGGCUCCCUUCAACAUGAGGUGUAAGACGUGUGGGGAGUACAUUUACAAGGGGAAGAAGUUCAACGCCCGUAAGGAGACUGUGAUGAAUGAGCUCUACAUGGGACUGCCCAUCUUCCGCUUCUACAUCAAGUGUACACGAUGUCUGGCCGAGAUCACCUUUAAGACUGAUCCGGAGAACACGGACUAUGCCAUGGAACACGGUGCCACAAGGAACUUCCAGGCGGAGAAACUUCUGGAGGAGGAAGAGAAGAAGAUCACGAAGGACAGAGAGGAGGAAGAGUUGAACAACCCUAUGAAGGUGUUGGAGAACCGAACGCGGGACUCUAAGAUGGAGAUGGAGGUUCUGGAGAAUCUUCAGGAGCUCAAGGAGUUGAACCAGAGACAGGCUUCGGUGGACUUCGAAGGAAUGCUGGGAACAUACAAAGAGCUGGAGCAGAGGAAUAAAGAGAGGGAGAAGGAGGAGGACGAGAGGGAGACACGGGAGAUGCUAGAGAGAGCUCAAGUGAAGAGGUUAAGAGACUCUGACUCUGACUCAGACCAGGAGAGCGAGAGCAGCAGACCAAAGAAGCCCAGCACAGACAGACCUACUGACAUCCUCACCACGGACAGACUCACUGACACACAGGGCCUGUCAGUAGCGGGGGUGAAGAAGGCCAAGGUGGAGAGCUGGGAGAGAAGUGUGGGGGGGCUGGGAGGUGGAGGGGCACUGGGAACACUGGUUGUAAGGAAGAAACCAGCGACCUCUGUCCCUAAAUCUGGUACCACAGUAACUCCUGCAGGCUCUAACACACAGACAGAUUCAAAGGCAGCUGCUACUGUGCCGACGGAGGCUGCUAAGCCAAUCACAGCACAGAAUGGGUCGUCGUCACUCAGCCUCCUAGGGGAAUAUUCCGACAGUGAUGACAGUGAAUGAGCGAGAGGCUGGCGAUGCUUUGGCUAAUCCAAAUGCUCAGUCAUAGUCUGAACUUCGCUGACAUGGAACAGAGUUGUAUGUGAUAUGGAAAUGUGUUGAUAUGAUGUUGGGCAAUUCACUUGUUCCACACAACCCAGAACAGUUUGGGAUUUUUAAGAUCACAACUCAAGGCUGGUUAUUAGGUGUAAGAAAGGGGUUAGUAAUUUGAUGCCUGUGAUGAUUUAAAACUACUGUAGUUGUUUCAGAGUGUAUAGGAGUGUUAGCGGGCUGAAUUUUAUCAUCCUGCAAUGUAAUUUGUUUUCACCUGUGAUUUUAGAAAAUAUAUUUGGACAUUUCUAUCUACCCACUACCCUCCAACCCUGUAAAGGUGUUAGUCAUGUUUUGGCUUUUCAUUAAAUAAUUAUUUUACUCUAAA